Molecule: messenger RNA, 1470 nt
Organism: Penaeus vannamei (Pacific white shrimp)
Lineage: Eukaryota; Metazoa; Arthropoda; Malacostraca; Decapoda; Penaeidae
Source: RefSeq, a predicted model, not a curated record
AUGUGUAUCUUCAUGCAUAUCAAAUUUCAGCCUCCUAGGAUAAGUGGACACCCCAAUAUCCUGCCCCACCACCUGCCCUCACUCCUCAGACCAAUACCUGCCCCACCACCUGCCCUCACUCACAUAGACCCCCCAACGCACUGCCUCACUCACGCAGAACCCAAUAACCUGCCCAACUGCCUCACUCUCAGACCCAAUAACUGCCACAACAUUUGCUUCACUCGCCAGACCCCAAUAACCUGCCCCAACCACCUGCCCUCACUCGCAGACCCCAAUAACGCUGCCCCAACCAUCUGCCUUCACUCACCAGACCCAGUAACCUGCCCCCACACCUGCCCUCAACUCGACCCCAGAAACCUGCCCCAACCACCUGCCCACACUCGUCAGACCCCAAUAACCUGCCCCACCAUCUGCUCUCACACUCAGACCCCAGUAACCUGCCCCACAAUCUCCUCUCACUUAUCAGCCCCAAUAACCUGCCCAACACCUGCCCUCACUCGUCAGACCCCCAAUAACCUGCCCCACCAUCUGCUCUCACACCUCAGACCCCAACCGCCAAUAACCUGCCCUACCACCUGCCGCCACUCGACUGACCCCAAUAACCUGCCCCACCACCUGCCUCACUCGCCAGACGCCAUAACUCUUCCCGACCACCUGCUUCACAUCGCCAAGACCCCAGAUAACCGCUGCGCCACACAUCUGCUCUCACUCACCGCCAAUAACCUGGCCCACGCACACAGUGCUGCCUUCAACUCCUCAGGAUCCCCAAAUAACCUGCCCCAGCUGCACCUGCCGCUCCACUCAAUCAGACCCCAAUUUAACAAUCCCCGCAACCAUCUGCCGACCAAUAACCUGCCCCAACCAUCUGUACCUCACUCGUCAGACCCGCAAUCACCUGCCCCACCAUUACCUUCACUCGCCCAGAGCCGCCGCAAUAAACCGUGCGGCCAACCAUCUGUCUCACUCGCCAGACCGCCCAUAACUUGCCCAACCAUCUUUCGCUCACUCGUGCAGACCGCCAAUAACCUGGCCCGGUCCACCAUCUGUCUCAUCGUCAGACCCGCAAUAUACCACUGCCCCAACAACCUGCCCUCACUCGCCAGAACCCCAAUAAGCCCGCCCAAACGCAUCCUGCCCUCCACGUCGCCAGACCCCAAUAACCUGCCCAACCAUCUGCCCGUUCACUCGCACCAAACCCCAAUAACCUGCCCCAUCAACCUGGCUUUCACUCAUGCAGACCCACCCAAUAACCCCCUGCCCCGCACCAAUUGCCCUCACUCCUCAGACCCACUAACUGCCCCACCACCUUGCCUCUCACUUCGUCAGACCCCAAUAACCUGCCCCCCACCCCACCUGCCUCAACUCGUUCAGAGCACGACCAAUAACCUGCCGCCCACCAGCCUGCCCUCACUCCUGCAGACGCCCAAUACUGCCCCAACCACCUGCCCUCACUCCUCAGACGCCCAAUAA